Molecule: messenger RNA, 834 nt
Organism: Aureobasidium melanogenum CBS 110374
Lineage: Eukaryota; Fungi; Ascomycota; Dothideomycetes; Dothideales; Saccotheciaceae
Exons: 1
Coding region: 1-834 (277 amino acids)
Source: RefSeq, a predicted model, not a curated record
AUGUCUUCAGCGCCUCUCAAGCCUAUUGUGUUCUACGACAUAGCGUUCAGAGCACCAUACGAGGAGACGAACAGCGCUCCAAAUCCAUGGAAGACCAGGCUCGCACUGAAUCUCAAGGCCGUAGCCUACAACACGACCUGGGUGCCUUUGCCGGACGUGGAAAAGGUUCGACGAGGCCUUGGAGUCCCUGCUUGUCGAACUUGGGGCAACGGCAGCGACUACUACACUCUCCCUGUGAUCACGGAUCCCAACACAGAGGAGAAGAUUGGUGAUUCGUUCGAUAUCGCCGUGUAUUUGCAGAAAACAUAUCCAGGCUCGGGCCCAGAUCUGUUUCCAGAGCAGAAACUGGAUUAUGUGUACACGCCAGACCAGCCAUCUCCGGUGCCGCUGACAGAUACCCGCGGAGGAGAGCAUGAUAACUAUGCCGAGUUUAACAUGAGCGUAGAUGCAGUCUUCACAGAGCAUGUUAUACUCAUGGCACACGGCAUGCAAUUGGACGCGGCCGGAGAGCAGGUCUUUGUCAAGCGUGCAGGCGUCGACUCAUUUGAUGCAUUCGCAUUUGUUGGCGAACCGCGAGAGCAAAUGAUGCUAUCUUUCAAGCGCAAGCUGGAAGGUCUGGCCAAUGUCUUCAAGAGAGACGAAAGCGGGCCUUUUGUGCUCGGUACAAAGGCUAGCUAUGCAGAUCUGAUCGUUGGUGCAUGGUUACGGAUGGCUAGCAGAACCCUCGAAAACACUGAAUGGGAAGUUAUGAGAGGAUGGCAUGGAGGCGUCUUUGGUCGAUUGCACGACGCGCUAGACAGAUAUGCACAAACAGACGUAGGACGUGAGGUCUGA